Molecule: messenger RNA, 1335 nt
Organism: Dovyalis caffra
Lineage: Eukaryota; Viridiplantae; Streptophyta; Magnoliopsida; Malpighiales; Salicaceae
Source: the annotation of a GenBank genome assembly
AUGAGAGAAAUCCUCCAUAUUCAAGCUGGUCAGUGUGGUAACCAAAUUGGUGCCAAGUUUUGGGAGGUUGUGUGUGAUGAACAUGGGAUUGAUCCCACAGGAAAUUACGUUGGCAACUCUCAAGUACAACUUGAGAGGGUUAAUGUUUACUACAAUGAGGCUAGUGGUGGCCGCUAUGUGCCUAGAGCUGUGCUAAUGGACCUUGAGCCAGGGACCAUGGACAGCUUAAGGACUGGUCCCUAUGGGCAAAUCUUUAGGCCUGAUAAUUUUGUUUUCGGCCAAAAUGGAGCUGGAAAUAACUGGGCUAAGGGGCAUUAUACUGAAGGAGCAGAACUGAUUGAUUCUGUUCUUGAUGUUGUUCGAAAAGAAGCUGAGAAUUGUGAUUGCUUACAAGGCUUCCAAAUCUGUCAUUCUCUGGGAGGUGGAACUGGAUCAGGAAUGGGGACUCUGCUCAUAUCAAAGAUCAGGGAAGAAUACCCUGAUAGGAUGAUGCUAACUUUCUCAGUAUUUCCCUCUCCUAAGGUUUCUGAUACUGUGGUUGAGCCCUACAACGCCACCCUCUCUGUACACCAACUAGUUGAAAAUGCCGAUGAGUGUAUGGUCCUUGACAAUGAAGCUCUCUAUGAUAUCUGCUUUCGAACCCUCAAGCUCACCAAUCCAAGCUUUGGUGAUCUUAACCAUUUGAUUUCGACAACCAUGAGUGGAGUAACAUGUUGCCUUCGAUUCCCCGGCCAGUUGAACUCCGAUCUUCGAAAACUAGCGGUGAACUUAAUCCCCUUCCCACGUCUCCAUUUCUUCAUGGUUGGCUUUGCACCAUUAACCUCCCGUGGCUCGCAACAGUACCGUGCCUUAACCAUCCCUGAGCUGACACAACAAAUGUGGGAUGCCAAAAACAUGAUGUGUGCAGCCGACCCUCGGCACGGUAGGUACUUAACAGCCUCAGCUAUGUUCCGAGGCAAAAUGAGCACUAAGGAAGUUGAUGAACAGAUGAUAAAUGUGCAAAACAAGAACUCCUCAUAUUUUGUUGAGUGGAUUCCUAAUAAUGUUAAAUCAAGUGUUUGUGACAUUCCACCAACUGGGUUAGCAAUGUCAUCAACAUUUAUGGGAAACUCUACGUCUAUCCAAGAAAUGUUUAGGCGUGUUUCGGAACAAUUUACAGUCAUGUUUAGGAGAAAGGCAUUUCUGCAUUGGUAUACUGGGGAAGGAAUGGAUGAAAUGGAGUUCACUGAGGCUGAAAGUAAUAUGAAUGAUUUGGUUUCUGAAUAUCAACAAUAUCAAGAUGCCGCAGCUGAUAACGAGGAGGACUAUGAUGAAGAAGAGGCUAUGGAGAACUAA